This is a messenger RNA of Pseudophryne corroboree (corroboree frog), 3093 nucleotides long. Its product is annotated as protein-glutamine gamma-glutamyltransferase E-like. Lineage: Eukaryota; Metazoa; Chordata; Amphibia; Anura; Myobatrachidae. Bases 238 to 933 code for a protein of 231 amino acids. Gene Ontology annotation, biological process: peptide cross-linking. Gene Ontology annotation, molecular function: protein-glutamine gamma-glutamyltransferase activity. The transcript has 5 exons. The record is from RefSeq and is a predicted model, not a curated record.
UGUACGCCACAAAAGAUGCUCAGCACUGACUAACAUUUAUUAUUAAUUUGUUGCUGAUUGAAAUGAGCACACCAGCGGAGACAGAGAUUUGAUUCAGCAGAGAUUUCAUACAUUAUCUUUCACCAUUUCCAAAAAGCCUGCAUCCUUAUUCGCUAAAUUAUAGGGUAAUGCUGGAAAGAUUCUGUCAGGAACCAGUUCCAACACAAAGGUAUUUUUUUGGAAAGUGCAUAGCCAACCAUGGAAGAAAUGAUGACCCAGUUCUGUACAUCUCCUUGCAUUGAAAAGGAGAUAUCGGCAGAGUUUAAGACGAGCAGUGUGCGGGCUAUUGGCAAAGACGUAGAUCUCAGUUUAUUAAUCACAAACCUGACAACAGACUCAAAGACUAUUAAAGUUGACAUCAGGGCAUGCUCCGUCCUUUACACCAGGAAGGAAUUGCAUGAACUUCUGAAGGAGAGCAGGGAAAUCCAUCUAGAAAGCUGUGAAGUGAAGAAAGAGCCAGUGAUCAUAACCUACGCUCAGUAUGAGGACCUGAUGAGUGCAGAUAAUGCAAUUGAGGUGACAGCUGCAUGUUCCUCUGAACCAUCCAAUGGAACAGUGAUUGUUCAAACAAAUAUUGUCCUGGAAAAUCCUAAAUUUGAAAUACAGCUCAAGGGAGAGGCCUACUUGAACAAACCAGUUGAUGUUGAAAUCGUAUUCGCCAACCCCUUUAGUAAAGACGUUUCUGAUAUUGUGGUGACUGCAGAAGGCAGCGGUCUGAUCAAAGAUCCAGUAACAAUAAGGGCAUGCACAGUGAACCCGAACGAGACCAUCACAAUUCCUCUAACAGUAACGCCAUAUAAGGCUGGGAAGAAGUAUUUGCUGGUUGAUUUCACAAGUAACAAGUUCCAGAAUGCUAAAGGAUAUCUGGAGAUAGAAGUUCACGAGAAUGAAUAAUUUAUUUAUAACAUUUACAUGUAUAACGCUGCAAGUUAAUUUAUAAUUUAGCUCUGUAUGUCAGCAGGUUUCUGCACAUUAUGUAGGACACAGGCAGGCAGUGUUGGAUCUGUCUUAGCCAUGUACACUUGUGUUGCUUGACAGCUGGAGAAAUCCCACGAUGCUGUUUUACAUAAAGUGACUUCUAUUUUUCUAAAACCACCGUGGGCAUGUUUUAUAGAUGUCUAAAAAGGUCACUUGUUGCAAUGUGACAGAUAUUUUGUAUGCGGCUUUUGCUAUUUGCAGUCAAUAAGGGUCAUAUUCAAUUUCUAAACUGUAAAUGUGUGAGCUGGCAAUGCUGUUUUAUGUGAUCAAGUGCUAUUUGCCUUCCUAGUUCAUGUUAAUGUAUGUGCCCACAUCAUGGCCCUUACAUAUGCCCCAGAAUUCUCUAUAAUGUGGCUUUGCACAUAAAGCUACAGCAAAGUGUAAUGUUUCAACACACGAAAAAAACGUAAGGACUAACCCCCAUAUUAAUUUCAUCAUACUGUAUGUUUUUCUCCUACAAUACUGCUCAGUAUAGCCCCAUUUAUCAUUUAAAAUAAUCAUGCGGGUGAAGAAACAUUAUGGAUGUCAUUUUUGUGUUUCUAAAGGCUUUUAUUACAUUGGCAGCAGAAAUGAUUUUACUGCAAAAUAGCAACUGAAAGUUCCUAAAUACAUUGCAUUAUAGGUAUUCAGGGGCAAGACCAGAUCCUAUUAUAGCUUUACGGGCAAGACAGGAUUCCUUUAUAGGUACAGGAGCAAUGAUCAGAUCCCAUUCUAGUUUUAGAGGAAAUACAGCAUCCAUUAUAGUUACAGGGGCAAAGACUAGAUCCCAUUAUAGCUUUAGAGGUAAGACAGGAGCCCAUUAUAGGCACAGGGGCAAAGAACAGAUCCCAUUAUAGAUACAAGGACAAAUACCAGAUCCCAUUAUAGGUACAGGAGCAAAAACUAGAUCCCAUUAUAGCUUUAGGGGCAAGACAGGAUCCCAUUAAAGGUACAGGGGCUAAGACUAGAUCCCAUUAUAGCUUUAGCGGGGAAUACAGGAUCCCAUAGUAGGUACACGGGCAGGACCAUACCCAAUUAUAGCUUUAGGGGCAAAGACCAGAUCCCGUUAUAUGUACAGGGGCAAAGGCUAGAUCCGAUUAUAAGUACAAGGGCAAAGACCAGAUCCCAUUACAGAUACAGGGGCAAAGGCCAGAUCCCAUUACAGAUACAGGGGCAAAGACCAGAUCCCGUUAUAUGUACAGGGGCAAAGGCUAGAUCCGAUUCUAAGUACAAGGGCAAAGACCAGAUCCCAUUACAGAUACAGGGGCAAAGACCAGAUCCCAUUACAGAUACAGGGGCAAAGACCAGAUCCCAUUACAGAUACAGGGGCAAAGACCAGAUCCCAUUACAGAUACAGGGGCAAAAACCAGAUCCCAUUACAGAUACAGGGACAAAGACCAGAUCCCAUUACAGAUACAGGGGCAAAGACCAGAUCUCAUUACAGAUACAGGGGCAAAGACCAGAUCCCAUUAUAGAAACAAGGGCAAAGACUAGAUCCCAUUAUAUGUACAAGGGCAAAGACCAGAUCCAAUUAUAGGUACAGAAGCAAAGUCUGGAUCCCAUUAUAGGUACAGGGGCAAGACCCGAUUCCAUUAUAGGUACAGGAGCAAUGACUGGAUCCCAUUAUAGGUACAGAGGCAAGACCCAGUCCAAUUAUAUAGGUACAGGGACAAGACCUGACCUCAGAGCUACAAGAAAUUACAAGCCCUUUUUCCAGGAGGAAAAUGCUGUGCACCCUGCCACAAAGAAUAGACACAUCUUUAUCUCAUUUACAUAAUCCUGUCCUGUAUAAUGAAAUCCAAUUUUCGAAGCAUUUACAUAUCUGAUCUGUACUAUGACAGGAAUACCCUAGUCCAUCCAAUUACCUUAUAGACCACUACAUACAGUACAUUUACUCCCAUGCAGACACAGCAAGUUUGGCCUGCAAAUCCAUCCACUUUUCCAUGCAAUGGCUGCAGUAAAUAGACACGUGAAAUCACAAUAGCAUUUGCACUACAGUUUUCCUCUCAUACUGUUCAGAAAUGACCUUGUGCAUUCAUUGCAUAACAUACAUCAUUGUGCUCAUUUAUCAAAUAAAAUAUGUAUUCACUCUCUUAA